This is a messenger RNA of Corticium candelabrum, 738 nucleotides long. RefSeq lists its product as uncharacterized. The record is from RefSeq and is a predicted model, not a curated record. Bases 90 to 557 code for a protein of 155 amino acids. NCBI's taxonomy places the organism in Eukaryota, Metazoa, Porifera, Homoscleromorpha, Homosclerophorida, Plakinidae. The transcript is spliced from 4 exons.
UAGGUGUUGAAAGAAUCUUUAACGCAGCCACAAAGAGACUUGCCGUUGACGCGAAUGCUAACGGUAACAACAGUCCUAGAUUCAAUUACAUGAAUGACAACAGCAGACAAGGCAAUACGGGGAUCAAUUUUCGACGGCCAUUUUCAGGAAUACAAAACUACGUUCAUCGUGAAGCUGCUUUGGGAAAAUACAAUCUACUCCACGAUCUGCGCUAUUUGCAAAAAACCGUUGGAUCUCGUCACCCGGAAAUGUUGAAAGUCAACAUAUCAGAAGAAUCACCGCUCGGCGAAUAUUCCACUGCCAAUCUGAUUGGAGAUCUGCGUGCAAUUGAAAAAUCACUAGCACAAGCUUUCCCGCCUAUUUGCAAAUUCAUACGAUUGCUGACUAGCAUUACACCAUCCUUUUCUCCAACCGACUUACCAACGGCAAGCGUCAGCCCCUCCAACAAGCCUCUUGCUUUGUCUAGACAAGAUCUAACUGUUCUGAAGGCCUUUGCAGCAAAGGUCGUCUACACAAAGAUGACACUUUCACAGAGAGAGGAGUCGCCAACUGCAUGAACUAACACUAGGCUCAGACCUUAAAGCGGUAGUUUUAUGCUUGCUCGGCGUAGCUGCAUCAUUGGUGUGUGUCUUUUUGGUGGAUAUGCUGUUUUGCUUGACUGCUUGCUUGCUUGCGUAACAAAGAGUGCAAUUCAAUACAGUGUAAAUGCACGAUGGCCUUGAAUUCCUAACAUGCACU